AAAGGCGGCGGCGCGCGGCCGCCCAGGACUUAGCUUUCCGGCCUCGCGUGACCCUUGCUGCGUCGGUCUCCGCUGUCCCCGCCGGCCUCCCUCCCGACCCGCGCCCGCGAUGCUGGCGCUGCGCUGCGGCCCCCGCCUGCUCGGCCUGCUCCCGGGCCCGCGCUCCGCCCCGCUGCGCCUCUCUGCGGCCCGCGCCUGCAGCGGCGGCGGCGCCCGCAACCCGUCCUCUUCCUCCGCCGAGAACCCGCUCGUGUACCUGGACGUGGGCGCCGACGGGCAGCCUCUCGGCCGCGUGGUGCUGGAGCUGAAGGCAGACGUUGUCCCAAAGACAGCUGAGAACUUCAGAGCCCUGUGCACCGGGGAGAAGGGAUUCGGCUACAAAGGUUCCACCUUCCACAGAGUGAUCCCCUCCUUCAUGUGCCAGGCAGGCGACUUCACCAACCACAACGGCACGGGGGGCAAGUCCAUCUAUGGAAGCCGCUUUCCUGAUGAGAACUUCACACUGAAGCACGUGGGACCAGGUGUCCUGUCCAUGGCUAACGCAGGCCCCAACACCAACGGCUCCCAGUUCUUCAUUUGCACCGUAAAGACAGACUGGCUGGACGGCAAGCACGUCGUGUUCGGCCACGUCAAAGAAGGCAUGGAUGUCGUGAAGAAAAUAGAAUCUUUCGGCUCUAAGAAUGGGAAGACAUCCAAGAAGAUUGUCAUCACCGACUGUGGCCAGUUGAGCUAACCUGCAACCGGGGUGCUAGGACGGGGGCAGCCGCACGUGUGUUCACUCACCCAGGUGGCCACCUCGGGCUCUUAGCAAAGGUGCCCCGAAGUGUUGCCUGCACUUCCUUCACCAUCACUGUGUGCUGCCCAGGGAUAUCCGGCCUCUGCUGGGAGGGACCCACCAGACCGCUUCUCACAGGUCCACCCUUCCUCGUGACCCCGUCUCUGGCAUCCGCUGUGGACGUGGUGUCACCCACCCUUCAAGCAUUGCCUGUGAUCACCCAGUUCAUCUGUGCCUUGGACGUUGGUGGCGGGGAUGACUUAGCGUCCAGUGAAGGUUUCUGCCUUUUUCUGGGCCAAGGGGGACAGCCAGUUGCUGCAGACAGGCUAUGAUACCUGUUUAAUGUCGUCUUCCUAAUUGCAGUAAGUUAAUUAACAAGAUUGACUAGAAACGAAGCUGUGACAGUAACUACACCCAGAACCCCAGAGCUUGCCUUUUGAAACACAACUCAGGGCUUUUGUGAAUUUUCCCACGGCCGAGGCCUUCCCUCCGGGUUACUGUGAAUCCUGUUGGUUUGCUGCGGUGGUUUUGGGGAGGGUCCGUGGGGGUAGAAGCAGUUGAACCUGGGAACAAACCCAACUUGAGCUGUGCCUAGUCAAUGUGAAUUCCCGUGUUGGAAACAGUGGCCUGUAAGCGCCGUGUGUUCUGGAAGAAAAGAUUUCCUGGCGGGCUUUGAUUUUUCUGUGUGUUAAAUAAAUUAAAUCUACUGAUGAUGUAUAUGAAACAUUUCUGGAACAUCUAUUUGUGGUCACCAUAAAUGUGUUAAUAAAUCCUAUUUUCUAUGAAA
Molecule: messenger RNA, 1562 nt
Organism: Propithecus coquereli (Coquerel's sifaka)
Lineage: Eukaryota; Metazoa; Chordata; Mammalia; Primates; Indriidae
Gene: PPIF
Product: peptidylprolyl isomerase F
Exons: 6
Coding region: 110-733 (207 amino acids)
Biological process (GO): protein folding; protein peptidyl-prolyl isomerization; regulation of mitochondrial membrane permeability involved in programmed necrotic cell death
Cellular component (GO): mitochondrion
Molecular function (GO): peptidyl-prolyl cis-trans isomerase activity
Source: RefSeq, a predicted model, not a curated record